This is a messenger RNA of Meyerozyma guilliermondii ATCC 6260, 507 nucleotides long. Its product is annotated as phenolic acid decarboxylase. The coding region runs from base 1 to 507 and encodes 168 amino acids. NCBI's taxonomy places the organism in Eukaryota, Fungi, Ascomycota, Pichiomycetes, Serinales, Debaryomycetaceae. Gene Ontology annotation, molecular function: carboxy-lyase activity. The transcript has a single exon. The record is from RefSeq and is a predicted model, not a curated record.
AUGUCCUACCAACCACUUAUUGGAGUCGACGCCGCUCAGGUUCCUCAGGAAGAAUUUGACCAGGAAUUGAAAAACAAGCAUUUUCAGUACACUUAUGAUAAUGGCUGGAAAUACGAGUUCCAUGUUCCCAAUGACAAACGAAUUGUAUACUCGAUUCAUGGGGGGCCAAUGGCUGGACGGCACAACUUUCAGACAUGUUACUACCAGAGAGUGAGGAAAAAUUUAUGGCAAGUCAAUUGGUUAGAAGAAACUGGAACCGUUGUGUCGUUGAUUUUGGAUAUUGAAAAUAAACGUAUUACUACGUUCAUGGCCUUUUCUCAGGGUCAUUGGGAGCAUCCAGAGCAAGCACACGGAGACAAGCGGGAAGAUUUGGAGCGGUGGAGAGAGCUUUCUAGAAUUGGAAUUGCAACCAAUAGGUACUUGAUAACCGAACAAGCAUCGAUCGAUGAGAUUUUUGAAGGAAGAGGUGAUUUACCUGAUAUUUCAUUGGAUCUACCAACGUUAUAA